Molecule: messenger RNA, 5918 nt
Organism: Scomber japonicus (chub mackerel)
Lineage: Eukaryota; Metazoa; Chordata; Actinopteri; Scombriformes; Scombridae
Gene: xpr1a
Product: xenotropic and polytropic retrovirus receptor 1a
Exons: 15
Coding region: 54-2141 (695 amino acids)
Biological process (GO): phosphate ion transport; cellular response to phosphate starvation
Cellular component (GO): Golgi apparatus; cytoplasm; plasma membrane
Molecular function (GO): inositol hexakisphosphate binding
Source: RefSeq, a predicted model, not a curated record
UACAGCCGCUCUCGGAUUUAACGGAGGGUUGAGGGGACAGUUGUUCCGGCAAAAUGAAAUUCGCGGAGCAUCUUUCGUCCCACAUCACUCCAGAGUGGAGAAAACAGUACCUUCAGUAUGAGGCAUUCAAGGAUAUGCUGUAUGCUGCCCAGGAUCAAGCCCCAUCUAUAGAAGUCACAGAUGACGACACGGUGAAGAGGUAUUAUGCUAAGUUUGAGGAGAGGUUUUUCCAGACAUGUGAGAAGGAACUCCUGAAAAUCAACACAUUCUACUCAGAAAAGCUUGCUGAAGCCCAGAGACGUUUUGCCACUCUGCAGAAUGAGCUGCAGUCUUCACUGGAUGCUCAGCGCGAGAGUAACGCUCCUCCCGGACUGCGGAAACGCAAGACAAUGUUCCACCUGUCGCAGGAGGAGCGCUGCAAACACAGCAACAUCAAGGACUUGAAGCUAGCCUUCAGCGAGUUCUACCUCAGCCUCAUCCUGCUCCAGAACUACCAGAACCUGAACUUCACUGGUUUCCGCAAGAUCCUGAAGAAACAUGACAAGAUCCUGGAUACUCCUCGUGGGGCCGACUGGCGUGUGGCUCACGUGGAGGUGGCACCUUUCUACACCUGCAAGAAGAUCACACAGCUUAUCAGUGAGACAGAGACACUGGUGACCACAGAGCUGGAGGGAGGAGAUCGUCAGCGGGCGAUGAAGAGGUUGAGAGUUCCUCCACUGGGGGCAGCUCAGCCUGCGUUAGCCUGGACAACGUUUCGUGUGGGUCUCUACUGCGGCAUCUUUAUCAUUCUCGCCAUCGCCUUCAUUCUCACUGGUGCUGUUUUCAUCCGCUCUGAGAACAUGUGGCCUUUGGUGCGGAUCUAUCGGGGCGGUUUCCUCCUAAUCCAGUUCCUCUUCCUGUUGGGCAUCAACACUUACGGAUGGCGACAGGCAGGAGUCAACCAUGUCCUCAUCUUCGAGAUCAAUCCUCGAAACAACCUUUCACACCAACACCUGUUUGAGAUUGCUGGUUUCCUCGGCGUGUUAUGGUGUCUCAGCAUCCUCUCCUGUCUCUACUCAGAGUACACCUACCUCCCCAUGCAAAUCAAUCCUCUCAUCCUUUACGGCUUCAUGGUGCUCUUCCUCUUAAACCCCUUCAAGACCUGCUACUACAAGUCACGUUUCUGGCUCCUCAAGCUACUGUUUCGUGUGUUCACAGCGCCAUUUCACCGAGUGGAGUUUGCAGACUUCUGGCUGGCUGAUCAGCUCAACUCUCUGGUGGUUGUUCUGAUGGACCUUGAGUAUCUCAUCUGCUUCUACGUCUUUGAGCUGCAGUGGAGCAACAGCAAAGGCCUGUUGCCCUCAUUUAAAGAACCCGGUGAGUACAUGUGCCACAGCUACUCGUACGGUUUGCGUGCCAUCAUCCAGUGUCUGCCCGCCUGGUUCCGCUUCAUCCAAUGCCUGAGACGUUACCGCGACACUAAGAGGGCCUUUCCUCACCUGGUGAAUGCUGGGAAAUAUUCAACAACUUUCUUCGUCGUCACCUUCGCAGCGCUCUAUGCGACACACAGAGAGCAAGGACAUACAGACGCCGACAUGUUCUUCUACCUGCUGAUCGUGUUCUCAACCAUUAGCUCCCUGUACACACUGAUCUGGGACCUGCGUAUGGACUGGGGUCUGUUUGACCGCGGAGCCGGAGAGAACACCUUCCUCAGAGAAGAAAUUGUUUAUCCACACAAGGCCUACUACUACUGUGCCAUUAUAGAAGAUGUGAUCCUGCGUUUCGCCUGGACGAUCCAGAUCUCUCUAACCACGAUGACCAAGUUUCACUCUGUGGGCGACGUCGUAGCCACCGUGCUGGCUCCCCUAGAGGUCUUCAGGCGUUUUGUGUGGAACUUCUUCCGUCUGGAGAAUGAGCACCUGAAUAACUGUGGUGAGUUUCGUGCGGUGCGGGAUAUCUCUGUGGCGCCACUCAACGCUGACGACCAGACGCUGCUGGAGCAGAUGAUGGACCAGGAUGAUGGCGUGCGGAACCGCUCAGGCAAGAAGACCUGGAAGAGGUCCUACAGCCUGUCACUCAGACGCCCCCUGCUGUCCUCCUCACAAUCGAAAAAGGACACAAAGGUGCUUAUUGAAGACACGGAUGAUGAGGCCUUCAGCUGAGUCCACAGCGACAGUGCACGCACACAGACACACACACAGACACAGACAUACUGUACUUUACUAUACUUAUAAGGACCUCAUCCACUAACACCAACCUCAGCCCGUCCCUCCUGUCAUUGUAAGUGUGACCCUCAGUCUAAACCAUUAAAUCAGUGAGGACCAUCAGACUGGCCUCACUUAUGAGAGCUUACCUCAUCUUUGUAUCCUUGUGAGGUCUUUAUAAGUAUAGAAAUACAGAUCAUAAUGCAGAAACACACACACCUGCCGAAGCACAAGCAUAGUGUGAUAUCGCUACAGUAAAGGAGAGAGCUAAUGCAACACAGCCAUACAGACAGACGGACAGAUGCCAAGACAAGACCACACUGCCCUGGGAUUAUCCUCUUUUAUAAAACAGACUUUUUUUUAGUAUGUGUUGUUUACUUUGAGACGUUUCUUUAGAUGUUUCUUUACUUUUUCUGGAUUUAUUUAGGAAAAGCUGCAUAGUUAGGCUACACACGACUGUUUACAAGUCUUUUUAAUUACUCUAGGAUCAACAGGGAGAGCACAAGCCAAUCAGAAGACUAAAUACUAGUCAACCGAAACCUGAGGAAGGACUCAACACAUGUCACAGCAUAUCAAAACUAAUCAACUGGUUUCAGCUCGUUGAUUGUUUUUAUACUCCUCCUUUUUUCGGUCGGUUUAUUAAGUUCGAUCACAACCCUGGAGGCACUUGCAGGAAAAGUGCAUUUAAUACACAAACAUGGGGGGGAAAAAAACCUACUUGUACACAAAAGGGAUGUUUUGUUUCAAACAUUUCUGGUCUGUGAAGUUGCUUUGUAACAUAUAUAUAUUUUGAUGUGCAUUAUUACUCUAUUGUACUUCUACAUGUGUUGUUUAUACUAGUGAGACUAGUUUGAGCGUCCUCUCGAUGAUUGUCGAUGUUUUUUCUAAUGUUUGGAAUGUUUUUCUCCGUUAGAUUUGUGCCACGUUUAUAUUAAACUCAGAGUUAGACCUCCAUUUAUCCCGAAUCUCAGAUUAGAGCAAAAACGCAGCAUGAAUCUUUGUGUCAUCUUAAAGUGCCCUGUCAGCUACAGCAUAUAUCUACAUGCAUUGCUAUUGUUUGCAUUAACUGCCAAAGCUUUAUUUUUAUGAAUGUGUCUGUGGCUUGAGCUUGCCUGAGUGAGAGGCAAAAAACAAACAGAGCCCAAAACCUUUUAGUAUUUAAAAGAUCAUUAAUAUAAUUGUAUUUUAAUAUUUUAAUUUUUUUUAAUUGGAGAGUUUUGUUUUAUUUUUAUAUGUGUGUGUGUUUUAUUUAGCUGUUUUAACAGGCAGGUUCUGUCUUGUAGGAAAUCCCAGUAAUAUGACUUAGUUAGUAUUACUGUCAACAUUUAUGUGGAGCAGUGAUGUUCUGCUUUAGAUUAACGUUUAAUGGUUGUUGAGUCAAAGUUGUGAGUUUCAGUGGUUCUCAAACUGUGAGUGGGACCACAGGGGGAGAAACUGGAUGAGUCUAAUUCAUGAAGGUUGAAUAACCAAACAAGUGGUGAUCCAGAUUCAUUCAGACAACAAAACGACGUACAACAUGCACAGAUUUUUGACAAGGAAGAAAAGACAAAUGAGUUAUACUUAUCUCGUAUCUGUCAAUCAAGCUGGAGAUCCUUGAGCCUUAUAUCUGUGGCAAUUUGUUUAAACUGCAUUUUUUUAAGAAACGUGCAAAAAUGACACGGAAAUUAAAUUCAGUUUAACCAAAAUGUUUUUUUCAGCUUCUUAAAUGGGGUGUCAGGAAAAGUUUGAGAACCACUAGAACAGUUUUUGAAGAUCAGGUGCUUUGUAAUGCACUUCACAUGAUCACCUGACUGAUUCAGAGACCUUAAACAAAGAAAAUCCAUUAUUUCUGACAUGUUUCACAGCUUUUGAUUCAGUCUGAGUCAGCCUCCGUUCAGCAUCCCCAUUAUCAGAUCCACGCCGUUUCAUUUGUCUUAUGUUCACUGUUGCCUCAUUCAUUUAAAAAAAAAAAAAAAAGGGAUUGUAAACUGCUGUGAAUCUGUUAAGUCUUGUAUAUCUUAGUUUAAUCUCAUAUAAUUACGAAUGAUAACCAGAAAAGAAAGAAGUGCUGUAUUCUGAUGUCCACAUUUAAUUGUAAUUUAAAAAGUGUGCUCCCGGCUUCCAGAGGAACUCUGCUGUGUGUUUGACUUUCUCUUCCUGUUGGGCCCUCUUCUCUCCGCUCGUGUUCCUCCCUGCGGCUACAGAGCGUCACCACCAGCCAGUCAUGAGACAAAGCCCAGAGAGCUACGAGACAAACGUGUUAUACAAAGUCCUACUUUUACUACUUUGUGUUGUUGUUGGGGGUUAUUUUUCCUUCCUCCGGAGUGGCUAAAACACUGAAAGGCCUCUUGUGUGCAAUGAGCUCGAUGUGAAAUGGAAAGCUGUGUUUAUAUCUGUUAAACUUUAGAAGAUGGGUAGCUUCCCUGUCCAUUUAAACACACUGGGCACAUACCAUGUUUUGUACAAGGCCAUACAUGACACACACACACACACACACGCACAUACACAGAGCGCACAUUACCUCUCUCUACCACUGUCCCGUGUCAGAGAGCACAACACCACAGCAGACAGUUUUGUAAAAAGGCUCUGUUGUCUUGCCUGCAUGCUGCUUUUGUUUUACAUUGUACAUAGAUCUUAAUUUAUUUUACAUGAUGUGAAUAUUAGCGAUCAUUGCAGCCACCGUGACAAUGACUGAUUUCAUACGUUGCCAUUUUUUGCUCCGAGACAAGCAGUAUUUUCUAGGCGAUGAGGAGCUCUUUUUGAUCGCUCACAAUCCUGCACUCUUUUUUCAUGUGUAAAUCUGUUGAAAACGUGUUUGUAUAAAAAUAGAAAGAAUAGAAAAGAAAAAAAGUUCGAUAGAAACAGAACGUGAUUGCUCGUAUCUUGUCGGUGAUUCCUUCUUGUUUCCAGGGGCUCGAGGAGGAGACGGGGACAGAUUCCUGUGUCCUGACGCUGUAAAACUGUCCCCCCCACCCCCCAAGUGUACAUUUGUAGAUGUGCAUGAAAAUCUUAUGGAUGUUGUUGUAAAAUCGCCCUGCAGACAGAAGCACUUUGAUAUACUGUAGGGCACAGGAACAAGACCCCAGUCCAGAGAGGACCCACAUCAUAACAAGAAACUGUUCAAAACUGAUCCCAGAUCUGCAUGAGCACAUCGUGAACAGACCUGGGAUCUUUAUUUGCUCGCUGGAGGCGUUUUGAGAUGCUUCUCUGUGAGAAACACAUUGUUUUAGUGUGUUCACAGUGAUUCAUUACCCGCCGACAAGCAAAAAACAGGGUUAUUUUGUACAGUGUGUGUUCGAUGAGAUGACAACGUAAAGCCCCAACAUCCCAUUUUCUCAUGGGUGAAAAUCACAAAUGAGUUUGUUUUCACUGCUUGCUGAAAUUCACCCCAUGACGUUAAAGUGCUUGAUAUGUGUGCAUCCUGCCCCCCCCUCCCUCUCGAUGUUGUUUUCGUACCCUUUCUCUAAUCUAGCUGAAUGUGAUCGUACCUGUAGUUUGGUAGAUGGAUGUUCUACUUUGAUAAGAUACAAAAAAAGAUGAUAGAAUAAAUACAUUGUGGCUAAAUGUGAUUUUAAGAGACGUAAGACGAAAGAAAGGAAGAUGUCUUACAGUCUGAACCAUCCUCCGCCCUCCCCGAAUCCCCUUUAUAGAGUAGUUUGUACAUGUCAGGUGUAUAACACUGUUCUAUGAUGUUUUCCUGAUGGUAUUUGUAUUUCUGUAUACACUUUGGUGAUCCUGUCAUAUCUGGGUUUUAUA